This is a messenger RNA of Morus notabilis, 1584 nucleotides long. RefSeq names its product bifunctional TH2 protein, mitochondrial. The transcript has 6 exons. NCBI's taxonomy places the organism in Eukaryota, Viridiplantae, Streptophyta, Magnoliopsida, Rosales, Moraceae. The record is from RefSeq and is a predicted model, not a curated record. The coding region runs from base 1 to 1584 and encodes 527 amino acids. Gene Ontology annotation, cellular component: cytosol.
AUGGAGAGGCUAAGAGCAGCAGCGAUGAGGGAAGAAAAAAUACCAAGAAGGUGGUGGAGAAGGUUCGAAAGUGAAUCGCCAUUCGCUCAGUACUCGUCUUUCUUCAUCAGCUUGACUGCUGGCACUUUGGCUCCCCAGGCCUUUUCCUAUUUCAUCUCACAAGACCUCCAUAUUUGGGAAACCUUCAAGGAUGCCUAUGCAUCCGCGGCGGAGAACUGCUUAUACAAUGCCGGCGAGAAGAUGAUCAUAUGCCACUUGAGGGAGUCUCUACUAAAGAAAAUUAAUGAGCGUCAAAAAAUUGUCCAAGAAAUUGUCCAAGAAUUGGGUUCUAACUUGCCAAAACAGCACACUUCUUGUGUGACAAUAAUCAAGUAUACAGACUUUUUGCUUGAUACAAUAUCCGGGAAAGCUGAAUUGAUACAAGUUACGUGGAAGAGAAUGAUUGCUGCUCAUACACUUUGUGCCAUUAUCCCUUGUAUGAGGCUGUAUUACCACUUGCUUCGGAAGAUAAAGGACAUUCUAGAUCCUUCUGAUACCAUUCACCCCUACAAGAAAUUGAUUGACCAUUAUUCUUCUCAAGAUUUUGAGGUAUUAGUUACGCAAACUGAAGACGUGCUAGAGAAAUUGAGUAAUCGUUUUACCCGAGAUGAGAUUGAAGUAAUGGAGAGGCUAUAUUUCCGAGCUGUGAAGCUUCAUGUAGAGUUCUUCGCUAAACUCCCGACGUAUAAGCAAACCUUAGUGUCUUUGUCUCGGCUGCAGGGCCUCAGAAACAGUAAACUCACAAUAUUUUGUGAGUAUGACAGGACAUGCACCAUUGAUGGGUCCACCUCCGCCAUCACCCUGGCGAAUCUGUCAAUAACAAUAGGCAGGGUUCGCGGGAGGUCAUCAGCAGUGUUGAAGGGAGCAUGGGAUUGUUUAGCCAACAACUUCAAUGAGGAAUUUGAACAAUGCUUAAAAAAAAUCAAGUCCAUUACUGAACCAGGACAGCAAAAAUUCGACUGUGGACGUCUUUGGAGUGUUUUUCCGCAAGUUGCCGAGUACGAGAAGCACGUAAUUGAAGAGGUGGUGGAGUGGCGAUUGUUGCGGGGUUUAAGUGGAGAGGAAAUAGAGAGUGCUGCCUCCACUGUCAUACUUCGGGAUGGUUGCAGAAGAUCAGUUUUCGGAGGUACGCUUUUGGAAACAUCUAGACAUGUAUGUUCAAAUGAAUUACCUUUUGAGUACGAUUGGACGUCGGGAGAUGUUGUUAGAAUGGUGGAGACUUCAUUUGACAAGGUAAGCUGCUUCUUUGAAGUCCUAAAGCGCCACAAAACCGAAACUGAGCACUUGACAGUUUGCAUUGGAGGAGAUGUAUGCGACUUACUUUGCUUGCUUGCAGCAGAUAUAGGCAUUGUGAUUUGUCCAACUCAAUACCUAGAGAUACUGGCAAAUCAUUUCGGGAUCAAAUUUGUCCCACUUUUCACUGAAUUGGUAAAGAGGCAGAAGGAGCUUAAUAAGGGCAACUACCAAAAGUGGAAACCAUACUCUGGCAAUUUCUACACAGUCUCUUGUUGGGCUGAAAUUGAAGCAUUCAUUCUGGGGUUGUAG